Molecule: messenger RNA, 6666 nt
Organism: Opisthorchis viverrini
Lineage: Eukaryota; Metazoa; Platyhelminthes; Trematoda; Opisthorchiida; Opisthorchiidae
Exons: 17
Coding region: 1-4479 (1492 amino acids)
Biological process (GO): protein phosphorylation; microtubule cytoskeleton organization; intracellular signal transduction
Cellular component (GO): cytoplasm
Molecular function (GO): ATP binding; protein serine/threonine kinase activity; tau-protein kinase activity
Source: RefSeq, a predicted model, not a curated record
AUGCCACCUACAAUCCAUGGUGAGGCACUGAAAUUUGUGAAGCGUCUUACGUAUCUUGAAAGUUGUAUUACUUCUGACCCUAGUGUGACCGAUGUGGUCAAUUCACGAAUCUGCAAGGUUCGGGUCGCGUUCGCUAAUUUGAGACACAUAUGGCGUCAAAGUGGUGCAUCCCUUAACCUCAAGGGACGUGUGUAUCGAGCUACAGUGCGAGCUGUUUUGUUGUAUGGCUGUGAGACUUGGCCUGAUCGAGCGGGGGAACUGAGACGUCUUCAGGUGUUCGACGAUCGUUGUCUCGGUGGUGUCGGUGUAUCUGUAACCAGACAAUUAGGAACCGUCUUCGAUGUCCGCGCUCUGAAGCAAGCAGGACAACAAGCUGUGCUUGCUCUCACGCUGGACUCGCUUGACAUUGAUGUGUCCAGGGAAAACGUGGAGGAUGACUGCACCGAUACCAGUCUUCCAAAGGCUCCACCAUCAGAUGAGAGCUCAUACUGGGACGAAAUGGCCGCCUCUUUUGCAUACUGCUGGGAAUUAUGCCUGUGGCACGGAGCCGCCAAGCGCAUUCAAGCAAUGGAUACCAGACCGAAUGGUGGCACAUCUCGGAGAAAUAUCCCAGCUGGCCCCGAACAUAACUUGAUGCGGCGAAUUAUCAGACGUCAAGUGAAGCACGAAUUUCAGGAACAGCGGAAAUCGCUUGGCAACGUAGUGCCCACCAACAAACCAGUGCCGAAUCCAAAGAAGACCACAUCGCCGUCAAUUAUCGGUGGCCAGGGUCGAUUACCACCUGCCGCUCCUUCUGAAACACCAGCGUUAACUCCGGCCAUGUACUUCUACGCUACUGCUUUUCAUUGCGCUUUUCGGGUGUACGCAAAAUGCGCUAAUUCGCAUCACCUGUGGCGUCAAAAGCUCACCUCAUUAAAUCUUAAGGGUCCCAAUAGUGGCGCACCUUCUAUGGCCACGGCUGCUCUGGCUCCGGUAGCCCCUCGACCUCCAUCUAGAUCAGACCAACAGCACAACGGGGAAAUUUCUGAGUCGAACCGCCCUCUACGGUGGCGAUGUAUUGAUGAUCAGCCUCACGUGGGGAAGUACAAAUUUAUUCGGACAAUCGGCAAGGGUAAUUUCGCAAAGGUCAAACUUGCCAGUCAUGUCAUUACUGGUAAAGAAGUGGCCAUAAAAAUCAUAGACAAAACACAGUUGAGCCCUUCAAGCCGACAAAAGUUGUUCCGUGAGGUUCGGUUGAUGAAACUGUUGGACCAUCCUAACAUCGUGAAACUUUUUGAGAUCAUCGACAAUGAGAAGAUUCUAUACCUUGUCAUGGAAUAUGCUAGUGGAGGUGAGGUUUUCGACUACUUGGUGGCUCAUGGGCGGAUGAAAGAAAAAGAGGCGCGAGCGAAAUUCCGGCAGAUCGUCUCUGCUGUCCAGUAUUGCCACCAAAAACGCAUAAUUCAUCGUGAUUUGAAGGCUGAGAACCUCUUACUAGAUUCUGAUAUGAAUAUCAAAUUAGCCGACUUCGGAUUUUCGAAUGAGUUUAGUCCCGGUACCAAAUUGGACACAUUUUGUGGCAGUCCCCCCUACGCGGCCCCGGAAUUGUUUCAGGGAAAGAAGUAUGAUGGUCCAGAAGUGGAUGUUUGGUCACUAGGUGUCAUUUUGUACACCUUGGUCAGCGGUUCUUUACCGUUCGAUGGACAGAAUCUACGCGAGUUGCGCGAACGUGUUCUUCGGGGCAAAUAUCGCAUUCCUUUUUAUAUGUCCACGGAUUGUGAAUGUCUCCUCAAAAAAAUGUUGGUCCUCAAUCCAGCAAAACGGCACAGCCUUGAAUCUGUUAUGAAAGAUCGAUGGAUCAACACUGGUUAUGAAGAAAACGUCUUGGCUCCGUAUGUUGAGCCGGAACCAGAUUACACUGAUCCUGUAAGGAUUGAAAUAAUGGUCAAUAUGGGAUUCAGUCGUGACGAAAUCGUCAAAUCUCUGCGACAGGGAACGUUUGAUGACAUUAUGGCCACCUAUCUCCUCCUAGGUCGACGGAGGUCGUCCCUCGAGAGCGAAUCGCGGGAUGGGUCCAGCCUUUCAUUAAGGUGCGAGACGGUCUCUGCAAACGGUUUAUUGGACAUCGUUAUCUCCGAAGCGUUGCUUGUGUUGGAUGGCAUCGACGAAUUCAUGGUGAGACAAGGAAGUUAUUCCUUGUCAGCAAAUGUAGCCUCCGUGACAGCUGCUCUGGCGACUUCCACUAGUGGCGUAACUGGUGGGGAGGUGACUUCCAACGCCGCUAGCGGCGACGAUGGGCUUUCCGCCAAUGCUGCUGGUCCACCGACAUUGCCAAGCCAUCCGGCGUCGCUCACCACCAAGGGUUCCGUUCCGUCUUCUCGGUCAUCAAGCACUACUCCCUCUACAAUGACUACAACAACAGCAACACCUAGCUCCAGCCACACCGCUAAAGUUAAUUCUGCCAUGACAUCUGCAAGUACGGCCGUCCGAUCUGCGAUUACCUCUGCAUCGGAAGCCUCCGCUGGCCCGAUUAUCUCACCUGCCAAUGUUACUGGGGCACAUAAGAACGCCUUGAUUAGCAAUGAUGUUGAUUUUCUUGGCACUGCGUAUACCCCUACCUCUGCAUCUAACCGACUAACGAGAACUGACCAUAUCCGUGCGUCAGACAGGCCGAAUAAGGCAGAAGCCAACCGUCUUGUUGCACAUCUGCGUGUGACCUCCGGCGGCCAUGUGCCGCCAGAUGCCGUCGCUCCCCCAGUUAUUGGUGGCGGUGGACUAUCAGCCUACCCAGCUGUGCCUGGACCUCGAAGCAGCAUAGAUGCAACUGGACCAGGGAGACCUGUUACGGCAAUCCACCAGCGAAAACCGGCUUCAGCAACAGUUCACCCUACUGCACAGGCAAACAAACUCUCAUCUGCAAUCGCCACGGCUUCCGCCCGACGUACGAAGGCUGGUGCUCAUGAUGCCACUUCGACAACCCCUCAAGCUUCGGAUGGUUAUCCUAGCGUCAGUCGCCGUCCUUUCACCGGAACUGGACGAAAUGGAUCUGGUGGUACCGGUGUCAUGUUGGAUGCUCCUGGUGCGCGUAAUUCCAUCGCAAUAACUGGCCUAAGUUCCGGUGGCACUGGGGGCAGUGGUAAUGCGAAUCUUCCAACCUCAGCCGGAUUAGCCCCUUGUGAAAAGGGCACAUCAGGUCCCGGCGGUAACGGACAGCUUGCUUCUAACGGUGGGGGCCGGCUGCCAUCCCAUGAAAUUCGCAGCCAUGUUACUCCCGCACCAGUUCCUAUGACUACACGAACAUCCAAGGGUCAUCAUGGCUUCAACCUGGCCCCCACAUCAAGCGCGGCACCCGGACACCACACUGCGCUACUUGACCGCACGGCAACAAUUGGCCCACCUAGUAGCACUACCGGUGUCACUCCAGGGGGUCCAACAGUCGUUUCUGCCCGUGGACCAGGUGGCGAUAUAAUUAGCGGUUUACAUUCAACAGCCAAUGAUCCAUCAAGUUCCAAUUUCAAUCGGUUCGAUUUUGCUUACGGCUCACUUAGGACAGGCCCACCGACUUAUGCCAGUGCGAGCAGGCGUGGAACCAACGCGUCGGUCACUUCACGUGAGUCGGCCGUUUUAUCACCUUAUCCCAAUGCUCCUGUGGGUGCCAAUCCUACCCUUCCUGGCGCCGCUGCUUUCCCACGACUUACUCCCGAGCGGCGCACAAUUCACUCCACUAACCAACCGAAUGCAGAAUUUGAAACAAGUCCGCCCAACUUGACUGCUUCCGUUGCCUCACGCUGUAUAAACAUGACCGGACCUGUUUCGGGGUCAGGAUCCCCCAAUACGAGUCCCUCUGGUGCCGCUGGAUUCACCUUCUUCAAAUCAUUAACUUCGAAGAUUGCGCGACGUGGUCCAAUGGGCGCCGGCACCACUCCUGUCGGGACGCUAUCUGGUGUUGCGGAGUUACCUGGACCUAAUAGCCCCGAUGAAAUGGGACGGGCGCAUCUUCCUACUUCUGUGACAGGCACACAAUCAUCAACCCAAAAUUACGUCUCGAGCGAGGCCAGUUCUACAGGCUCAACCACACCUACAACCCACGGUAUUCCUGGUAAUGCUACGCCGGGUGGUAGCUCUGGAGGUUCACCUGUAUCACAAACCGGAAACAAAAAUGCCAUUUAUGCUGAUGAGAAUGGUGAUGAUCAGUCGAAACCGCGCAGUCUUCGGUUCACUUGGUCCAUGAAGACAACAAGUCAUAUGCCGCCCAACAGCAUGAUACGAGAAAUAAAGAACGUUCUUGCUCUCAACGGCUGUGAGUAUGAACAGCAGGAGCGCUUUCUGUUAGUUUGCAAACACGGUGAUCCAAACACGGAUUCUAGUGUUCAGUGGGAAAUGGAAGUUUGUAAACUACCUCGUCUAUCACUAAAUGGGAUUCGGUUUAAACGCAUUUCUGGGACAGCUGUGGCCUACAAGAAUAUCGCGUCACGGAUAGCCAACGAUCUACACAUGUGAAAGCUCUUUCUUGGUCGACGUCUUCUCAUCAUUCGCAGUUGAACGGAACACGCACAGUCGAUCACUACCCGCCUUUAAGCUAGAUCUCAGCAACCGACUGACUGGAAUGUUGGUGAAUCUGGACACGCAGCAGCUUCAUCUUUCAGUGUAUAGGCACUUGCUACGGCACCUGCGACUGGUAAUCUAUCCCGCCUGCACACUGAUUUAUCACUUAGCCGUCGUGCUACCGUUUGCGUGUCACUGAUGCAAAGGUUCCCCCUGUACAGACUCGCUUAUGGGCCAUUUUCAUCUGUCGGUCGGGCGUGGCGGGAUGUGCUUUGUCAUCUGAUAUUUUCGAUACAUUUUAAACAACUUCGAGUGCAUCACCAGCAAGGUCAGUUGUUGUCUCAAUUUGGUUUAGAUGUGCGCAUUCCGAUCACAUCUGUUCAGAAAAUGUACGUGCGCAUAUUUGCGCCCGAGAGACUCGUGUCCGUGGUGUCUUCGGGGAGGCUAGGUGAGCGCAACCACUGGCGAUUUUUUACUCACUCUCGGUUCUUGAAGAUUUGCUAUUCUUUCGGUCACUUGUUCCUACCUCUUACCAUCUAUGGAAACCUAAUUCUUGUAUUUCUCCAGAGUAAAUGACCUUCUGUCAUUCACACGUGAUUUGCCGCUUUUCCCAAAGGCGUAUCCCUCAUAUCCUGUACCGGUCCCCAUCUGGUCGCUUCUAGCCUCUUUACCAAAGUAUGAAUAACUUUGCCUUUUUCCCAUUUUCUGCUUUCUGUGUUCUUGCAAACGAUUCAUCUACUUACGAGUCAGCUUGUCUCUGUGUUGUAUUUCUCUUUUAUACUUAUCCUCAUAAUGCGGUCAUCAGCUGUCCGCCUCCGCCUAAUCUCCUCUAUCUCCACUUUCGAUUCGUUUGCCGGUGUUCUGAUGUGAGAAUUAUUCCCACCCACGCUAACUCAUCCUUCGGAGCCGCUGUUAUAGCGCGCCUUAUUCAAUCGACAGAUGUACUUAUGAAAUUCUGUUGUCUGAAGUAUUUUUAUACUUUUAUCAGUUAUGUCAUUCGUAGUCGGACUACUCUUACCCAAGCGAGCUUACUCUUCAAAUGGUCACCACUCAUCCGUCUUCAUGAGCGGCGUAGGCGCUUCGUAUCUUUCAACAUCUUUCCACUGGAGAUUGAUAUAGCACUUACACUCCUUCCAAUAGGAAUUAUCUUUCUCGCUCAGUCCCCAACAUCUGCACAAUUCUUCAUUCUGGUGAACAUUCUUGUCGAAUUUCUCACACCGUUUCAUUCUAUUACGAAAUCGGUGUGUCCGCAGGUCUAGCUGCUAUGAACACUUCCAAAUGGUCGUUCUGAUGUAUAAAUUUCGCCCCAUGCAUUCUAGUUAGUUCGUUAUCUCGACCAGGUUGCGCGCUGCCUAGCCCUGAAGAAUCUGCCAACACACUUCUACGCAUGUCUUUCCUGUUCUUAAAUGAUUUGUGUUAUCGCCACUUCGUCCCCUUGUUUACAUUUAAUCCAAAUUCCCGUGAUCGCUCACAUGAUGCAGUCUACCGUGUGCAUGUGGCCGACGCACACAGGCAUCAACUUCAUUCUCGUUGUUUCUCCAUUCUCUGAUAAUAUCCCUUACGCUGGCGCACUUGCCCUCCUCGUCAUUCAAGGUGCAGUUGCUUUUGUGGUUUUUCUAUUCACCUCUUCACCUCCGUUUCAUGUGACUUGGCCCACGUACACGCCUUCCCCUAGUUCUGCUCCAAACAUUGAUUUUUUACGUGUCAUUGGUGGUCAUGAGGGUUGGAUUUCUCUGGAUUCCCAUUCUCGCCCAUCCCGCCACCUUCGUUUCUUCUAGCAACCACGUGUACAUGUAUAAUCACGCCAAAUUGUGGUCACCGACUUCAGUCGUGAUAUGCUGUAUAUUAAAACGGUUCACGACUCGCCACUCUGUUCAUAGCUUCUUAUCCCGACUCCGUCUCUCCACUCAACGGACAGGUCAUUCUCCCUUUUUGUUGUAUCCACCGUACUCCUUUAGCUUGGCUGUGUACACAUACUUGAAUUGCGUGUCUUGACCACAGUUCCGCAAUUAAGUCUUCACUUAUGCCACCCCGCCACUCACUUCCUCUGUGCCCUAUCUCUACACUGUUUGUGGUAUACAGUGCUCGCGCACUGAAUGACAACCCUAACACUCACCAUUAAGGAUAGAAUUUUUUCGUCAA